This is a messenger RNA of Staurois parvus, 2112 nucleotides long. Lineage: Eukaryota; Metazoa; Chordata; Amphibia; Anura; Ranidae. The record is from the annotation of a GenBank genome assembly.
AUGGAGCCACUGUCAAAUGUUACCACUGUAGACUUUACAGGGGGCAGUUCAACUUGGUCAACAGAAAAAGUAAAUUAUCCCGACCAGGUAUUCUUCAAUGCUGCCAGAAUAUUCCAGCAUAUUCAUCGGACGAAACCUCCAGAUAAGAUCCUGGUCAGUUAUGGCAGUGACUCUGGGAUGCCUUUGCCAGACUUCAAAGAUGAAAGAUUGCAGCGCUGGUCCUAUGAGCUCGCUUUUAAUGCUCUGAAAUAUCAAGAUCUGCUUGAGACUAUUUUGCUGGUCAGUGGCUUCUACCAGUCCCAGCCACUGCCAGAUGAAAUGACUAGUUUAGUGGUGGUUAUGUUAUAUGAUUUCCAAGACCACAAGUUUCAGCCACGCUACAUAUCAAACAAUGAUGAAGUGAUAGAAGAUGUACGAGAAGUAGAAAACUUUUUGUGUGGCUACAAAACCAAACUGGCUGCUGCCCUUGCAAAAUGCAGAAUUAAGUAUUCAGCUCCGACCAUUGAAUAUAUAUUGCCAGAGACUGUACGGAAACAGGAACAAAGAGCUUCAAUGGUGCCACUCUAUGCAUGGAUCAAUACAGCCAAAGUCAGCCUCACAGAGGUAUUAAACAUGUUGAAAAAAGAAGGAUUCACUCAGGUGGAAUCUCCCUCAGACCUGGAUGGUUAUAAGUAUUGCCUGGAUGAGCAUUGCCAGGAUUUGCUUGUGUUUCCAACUCAUCUUAAAGAAGAGCUGAGCAGCAUGGACAUGUUCAUUGAUUAUAAGAUUGUAUUACAGGACAAGUCACACAGUGUUGCAGCACAUACUGUGAAAGCCUUGCACAACAUGGACAGUGAUAUUAUUGUGGCCAACCCUUUUCCAGACUUUACCAUCGCCCACCUCUCCGUGCUGACCAGUCAGGGCAUGUGCAGUAUAUAUGUAUGUGGGGUUAAGUCUGAAUCCAGAGAUGAAGAAAUGCAGGAAAUCUUCAAGAACAUGGAGUGUAAAAAUGUAAAGAUGCUCAAAGAGAGUUUCACUGACAUUGACCACAGUGAUCCUAGAUUACAAAAGGCCAGUCUUAUUCUUCUGCUACCUCAGUGCUCUGGAUCAGGAGUCAGCAACCCUGUGGAGUUUAUUCUAAAUGAACAUGGAGACACCUCUCUGCUUCAGGAUCUUUCGCAAGGGUCCGUGUCAGCUGAGAGACUGAACAAUCUGGCCAAACAGCAGCUGUCUGAGAUGAACCAUGCUAUGAAAUUUAAUAAAGUGCAUACUAUUGUAUACUGUACACGCUCAGUGUAUCAACAGGAGAAUGAAAAUGUCAUCAGCCAGGCCCUUCAGUUCAAGAUGGAUGGAACCAAAGUAAAGCCAUACAGGCUGAGUCCACCUGUUAUUUCUGUUUGCCCUCCAGCAGAAAUGGAAACUGCUUGUGAUAAGUUCUUCAAAAUGGAUCCAUCGAAUAAUUGCAAUGGCUGUUUUCUUGCUGUCAUGACAAGAGAGACGGCUCCUUCUCAGUCUGUCUCUCCUGAAGAUAUUUUGGCUCGAGCUGCUGCUAAGGGAUUGCUCAGUGGCAUUCAGUUUGCAAAAUCUCCAAGAAAAGAUGACAAAAAGAAGAAAUCAAAAGCACAAAAUCUUAAAACCACCCCAGCUAUUUCAAACGCUCAAGCAAAGAUCAAUGAGUUCCUAAACCGUGAAAAUAAUUUGAUGAGCCCAAGAACACCAAAAGACCAACAUGACCGAUCUUCUUCUCACAAAAACUAUACCGACUCUUUACAGCUUACGAAGGCACCGAAACAAAGUGGCAUUCCCAUUAUGUCUGUAACAAUGAAGAAUCCAAGUAAUUUCUCUUUCUUGUCCAAAAACCGAGAGACAAGUGCCAUCAGACCAAAGCCAGAAGAUAAGAUGAUUCCACUGAAGCCAGUCCAGAUUAUGCUGCCUCCAGUGACUGUUCCAUUCCAGUACAGUUCCCCACCCGAUGUCAAGAACCGCAGUCCAGUCCAUUAUCAUCACCAGCGCUGGCACUCUGGCAUCAGGUGCAGUCCCCAAGAUCCCUUUAUUACAGCUGUACCUUUUGUAGGCAAGACCAAGGAAAGCACACCGUGGACUGCAGUCCGACAUCCCAAGCCCUGGCACUGA